Molecule: messenger RNA, 1898 nt
Organism: Poecilia latipinna (sailfin molly)
Lineage: Eukaryota; Metazoa; Chordata; Actinopteri; Cyprinodontiformes; Poeciliidae
Exons: 4
Coding region: 229-1008 (259 amino acids)
Source: RefSeq, a predicted model, not a curated record
AACCACUUCACAGUGCAGAUAAGAAAAAGAAAAAAAAAGUGGUCUGAUGUGCAACCAUGUGAAUGUUUAGUACGGAUAACAUUUCAGUGCAGGUGAAAUGUCUUUUUAACAUUUCUAACGUUGAAUCAAUACUUCACUGCUGCAGAUCUGCUGAUUUUAGAAGUUGGAUUGUUGAGCAGAAAGACAUCCUGGUAAAAAUACUGAUUUUUCAGAAGUUCAUAAAAAGAAAUGGGGUUUGAGGAUUACCUUAACGUGAUGAUUUGGAUGGACGUCCGCGUCUGUUUCCCCUUCACUCUGCUGGCCAUCGGUUUGUGUCGCAUGGUUCAGUUUGACAACAUUCCUGCCAUCUACUACACAAACCUCCUCGCUGCCAAUGCAGUGCAGCUCAUCACUCUGAUUGUUACUGUCGAAACAAAAGAUGGACGUUUUCCAAAUUCCACAAGUCUCAUAAUCUACGGCGGCGUUGCGAUGGUCAGUCUGUACCUCAGGAUGAUCAUCGCUCUGGAAAGGUGUUUCUUCGUCAUCCAGCUGUCCUUCAUCAGACAAACUAAAUAUUCUGUAUUAAUCUGUGUUUCGGUUUGGAUUAUCUGCAUGCUGCUUUUUCCUCUCCUGAUAUUUUUUCGCCAUAUUUCAGUCAUGUUUGUUUUUGCUCUCAUUCCUUCCAUCAUCUUCCUCUUGUGUCCAAUCGGGGCCUUCAUAUCUCUGCCUAGAGCCGCCUCAGUACCUGCUGAAGGAAAACGUAGAAUCAUUGCAACUUUUGUUCUGCUGCUGAUUAAUUACUCUGUAACAAUUGUCCCACCAGUUUGUUUCUUGACCUUUGAUCCAUAUUAUUAUUAUAUGUAUGCUGGCACACAGUUUUUUAUGACCUUGUUUCUGCUCAGUCCUUUCAUGGAUCUGUUUCUGUUCGUUUUCAUGCGUGAAGGACCCGUUGACAACCUGCUGGCCUGUCUCUGCUGCUGCAAGAUGGAAACACCUGCAGUGGAAGACGGCAGCAGAUUCUCUGUCUGACUGCAGCUCAGGCAGGCAGUUCAUAGGCAGGAAUAAAAGGAGAGAACAAGCAAAUCAGCAAAAAUAAUGUAACAGUAAUCAGUCUCUAACGAAUGAUGUAAACUCAUUUAUCAAUCUUUAGAUCAGCUGCAGAAUUUUAGCCCCAUCUAAAUGUAACACUGCCUGAUUAAAACAGUUUAGUAUAAAUAUAUUAAUCCAUUCAGAAUCAAAUAUGACCUUUUUCCAGCUUUUAUUUACAUCUGGAAAUGAAAGAGAUUUGAUCAAAAAGAGCAGUUGAAUUUUAUUGAAACAGUAAUAAAAAUAAUUUAUCAGCCAGUAAAAAUGCAAGUUAAAAAUAAAAUGUCUAAAUUACUCAGUAAUAAUUAGGGAACAUUUGAAGACAUGUCAACAUGAUUUUUAAAAAGUGAAUCAUGAAUGCAUGGAAAACUGGUUCAGUAAAGAACAAAUACAACAUCAAGUGGAUGUUUCAUCACAUUAAUGCUCAGUUAACUUGUAGGAGAGAGAAUCUGAAGUUUAAGCUCCAUUUUCUCUGCCCAGCUGAUCUUUUUGGUUUUGACUGAAGAUUAAACAGAAUCAAGAAACAACAUGGUCUUAAUUUUAAUAAGUAAUAAUCAGUCUGUGCAUCAGACUCUAUUUGUAGAAAAGUUGUUUUUGUUGCAUUAUAGGCGCAGCAGAGCUGCUAGAGUUUGAGCUCUAUUAUCUCUGUGAUUUGGAGCGUUACUGUAUGUGAUCCAGUCACCCUGCAGUCAAACACCUUCUGAAAGCACCUAAUCAGAAACUGAUGUUAUCGAUUUAAUCAGACUCACGUCAUUGUGGAGGAACUUUCACAUCGUGACUCUGAUGCUGCAGUCGAUUCAGGUUUGCAGAUAUUUGUUUUGCUCAUCAGGUCU